Molecule: messenger RNA, 5666 nt
Organism: Monomorium pharaonis (pharaoh ant)
Lineage: Eukaryota; Metazoa; Arthropoda; Insecta; Hymenoptera; Formicidae
Exons: 10
Coding region: 670-4890 (1406 amino acids)
Source: RefSeq, a predicted model, not a curated record
CACGGCCCGCACUCGACCGCGAGACGCCGAAGCGACGGUUAGCGGUACACGUUGGUCGCGCACCCGCGCAAAACAACACACUCUGCCCUUCUCCAACGUUCACCGUACGCCCUCCGCGCCGCGCCGCCGUCGCCGCCGCCACCUCGUGCGAUGUAAACACGGCCCGCGCGCGUUCGGCAGGUGGUCGCAGCUGCGUGGUAUCGCGGUGCGGUACCGUUUCCAGAGAACGCGGAAGAGUAUCUACGAGGUCUGCCUCUACGAGGGGAGGCGAGGGGGAGGAGAGGUCGUCGCGCUUCGUAAUCGUCGGCGUCCGCGUGUCGCGAUUUGGCGGUCGACAGUGAUCGUGACAGUGCAUGACAUCCGUCGUGUUCCCGGCCGAUCGAGAGUCCCGGCGCAGUGCAUCGUUCUCUUUCCCUCUCUCUCUCUCUCUCUCUCUCUCUCUCUCUCUUCGUCGGACGGUGCAGUGAUCUCCGGCCGUGGACCUGAGAGUUUGAUCAGAGUUUGAUUCGAGGAGAGGAAGUUCCCUUCCUGGACACGGACCUCUUCCUUCGCCGUCCGAGACAGCCCGGCGGCGACGGCGUCGUGGGAAAGGGAGCAACGCCGCGGAUUUAUCGAUGCAAGAUGAAUGGCGAAUCGUGCGCACCAUAGGGACGCCAGGUCGGCAUAGAAAUGGGCAACAACAGCAGCAGCUCCCAUCAAUAUUGCGCGUCCAGCGGGCCGUCACAGGAGAUUGCCGGACGCGGGUGGACGCAAUCCUUCCCCCGGGAGCUCGGGAGGCAUCACCCUCAGCAGCCGAACGGACACAAGGUCCUGCCGGAGCCGCCCAAUCAGCGGCUACGCGCCACCAAUAAUGGAAGCAUCAUUCACAACGGGGGAACCAUAAGCGGCCGCAGGCCGCCGGCCCUCACGCUUCCGCACGACCUUAAUAAGCAGGGAAUAUUUCGCAGCCGCAGCACCUCGGCGUCGAACAUCGGCGCGUCGCGCGGCCGCAGGGUCGAGCAUCAUUGCUGCUACGGAAACGGACCGAGAUGCUGCAUGGAGAACGAGAUGCAGGAGCUCAAGAGAUUCGGCAGCGAGCCCGAUUUGCGAUACUCGCCGAUGGCGCGGGAGGCGGCGCGCUGCAACGGGAAACAGCAGCAGCAGCAGCAGCAGCAUCAGCACGCGAUGGAGCAUCGGCAUUGCGGAAGCGGGCAUUAUCCUGAGCGAGAGUGCAGGGAGCGAGAGAGCCGGUACAGGAGCAAAAAGAAGUACAAGGCACCGGCGCCGCCGUUGAACGGCGUCGUGGAUGGUUCGUCCCCGGAUUCUUACAGGAAUCUUGUCCCUAGGUAUAAUGAAUCCGGCCAGAACCGACCGGGCGGUUGCCGCGGUGACGAGGAGGUCCAACCGCCACCGAGGCGAUCGCGCCUCUUCAAGACGCGAGCGGAGACGAAGAGAGCGCAAGUCAACUGGCUCUCGUCGUCGCAGGCGCAGGCCAUCGCGGAACGCUGUGAGAACGGCAGCAGGCUGAACGAGCAGAACGAACGACGGUGGCGGGGUGAGGACGGCCGCGUUGCCAACAAGGAGAACAGGCUGGUCUGGCGCGAUCAGAGCAACCAUCUCCAUCAGGACCGCUGGUGUCGGGACGAGCACAGGCGCUCGCGGAUCUUCGACGGCAAGAACACGCUGCAGAGAAGCAUGAGCAGUCCGGAGUUCCAGGCGGAAUUGAUGCAGGUGGCCAGAAAGGUGCGCAACAAGCUCAACUGCGGCGGCAGGUCCUCCGUGGAGUCGGUGAGCUUGGAGCGCAACGGCGACGCUGGCCGAUGCGCGAAAGAGUCGAAGCUUGAAGAGGCAAAGAGGCCGGAGAAACGAUCAGCGAAGAACGAGGAGAGUUGCUCUGAGGAACGCGUACUCGAGGACAGGAUCGUCGAGGAGAGGCGACUGACCGAACGUUGCAAUCGGCCUGAAAAUAAGCAUAACUCGUAUGGGGACGAGCGUAAGGGGAACGCCUGCAAUCCCGGAAGGCCUCCCAAGGACUACUUGGCGGAGAGGCAAGCGGAGGGUGUGUCGGGCGGAAAGAGACGACUCGUCGAGAAAUCGGCGAUGUACGACGAAUCCUCCGCGAUGCAGCCGAAGGAACCUCUUCGGAAAAGUGCGAAAGAUCGCCUGGACGCCGUGGGACGUUCCUCGGGGGAAAAAUUCUCGGAGAAGCACCGAAGAGAGCUCCUUGAGGACUAUCAGCGAGCGAAGAGUGUCGCCAAGAGCCGGAAGUACGAAAACCCGAUAGACUCGGGGAGAACCAGAUCGGAGAGCCCAGUGAGGCCUUACAUCAGAGUCACGGAUCCCCGCGGACAGGGUUCCGGGAGGGAAAGCACGCCCGAGCGAACGAGCGAGGCCAAAGAGAGAGAGAAGGAGAGAGAUCCCGAUCGCAGAUGGCGGAAGAGCGACGUUAGGAAUACUGAUGGCGCGCCGGACGAGAAGAGAUGGUCCUGCGAACCUGUUCCCGCGACGGCGGAGAAGAAAGACGCGAAAUCCAAAGAGAAGCUCGCGAGGAAACCAGAAGUCAAGGAAGCCGUCCGCGAGAAAAAUUGGCACGUAUUACCGUUGCCGGAAAAAUCCGCACCGAAGACCUUCUACUUCGGCAUGGACGAAGCAUUAUCGAAUGAGUCGCGGAAUUGCGUGGAUCAGCACAUGGAGCAAAUUCAAUCUAGGUUGCAGGCCAGAGAGAUUAAUGGAUCAAUCGAAUGCCACGACUACACGGAUGAUGGGAAGAACGGAAUCGAAGACAUCUCAUUGAAAUUACGGCCUACGUUACCCAAAAAACAACUGGAGAUUCCGCGAUUCUCACCAUCGGCAGCGUGGAGGUUACUAUCAGCGUUGGAAGCACCUGGGCCAACCAUGAGCACGGCGAGCGAGGAAGUUCCGGUGAUGUUCGAGGAACGUAUCGAACGUUUGUCGAGGCCGCCUCCGCCGUUGAUUGCACUUGGUCCGCGUAGCUCGCACGAUAAGUCGGGCGAUUCAGGCAUAUCUGGGGACGCCGGCGCAGCCAAUGACGACUCAUUGGACGUCAGCACUAAUACCAAUAACAAUCGACUGAAGACGCCGGCGACAAGGCCGACGUGGACGCCACAACAAGAUUUAGGUGAAGAGUCCAGUAGUGAUGCUGGAGUAGAUUCACCACCGCCGAUGCCGACCCCAGUGAAAUUUCCACCUAGGGCGCACGUGUUCUCGUUGUCACUACCGCGCGACGACAAUCGCAUGUACUUGUACAACUCGGAUCUAAAGAACAAGGAGGGCUCGACUUUCAACUCACUGCAGAAGCUGAAAAGAUCGGUAUCGGGCGCUCUCGGACUUGGGCCGUUGGAUCUGGAGAGGAAACGCACUCGCGACGUUCUCGACGAUAAUUGGCUGUUGUCGACAAGCGCUCCAACAUCGCUGCAGCAUACCCAGAUUACGGACGCUACGCGAUCCUCACCGCCCGGGUGGAAGUCUGGUUUCGAUGACGAGGACGAUGACGAGGUUCUGGUGGAGGACCUGGAAGAUCGCGGUGAUUUUCCCGUGAUCAUGAAGCCGCCAUCAUUUUCGUACUUGGCUUCCGGCGGUCAUGUAAUGUACCUGCCCGAGUCCAAUGACUCUCAAUAUCAGUCGCAAAGUUUGAACUACAGAAGUAACAUUGCAGCAGAAAGCGAGAAGAAUUCCGGCAACAGCUCCGGACCAAAGUACCGUAAAAACGGUGUGGACGAAUUUAGGAAAUCGAGCAAAGAUAUAGAAAGAACGAACAAGAAUCCCAAAGAAUCAGUUUUAAAAGAAAAAUCUUUUGCGAACGACGAAAAAGUGAAUAACAGAUUUUCUAAAUCGUGUGAGAACAUAUCUGAGAUGAAACAACGAAGUACCUCGCCUGUUAGUGCUCAGCAAAAUUUACAGGAUAAGGAGAUCGCACCGGAAAUCAAGACACCGUUAAAGAGCAAUUCGAAAGGUCGUAGAUUUACGUUCCAAAGUACUGUGCGACAGAUUGAGAGGCGCAGAUUAGCGGAGAAGCUUUCGCGGGAAGCGGAAGCCAAGGAAAGACAGAGGAAAGGCGAACUGGAGGCGAUGCGUAAAGUAGAAGAGGAAUUCCAACGAAAACGUGCCAGAGAAAAGGCGAAUAUUAGGCAGCAACUUCGCUUGUACAGCAUGGAUGAAAACAUGAGUAGCUUACCCACUGUGUGGGACAGCUCACAGUUAUCUCGCGCGGAUCCGGACGGCGCGCCAUCGUCAUCCGCGUCGUCACCUACGUCAGUUCCACCGGCGAAACUGACGACCAUACGAAAAAGCAGCGUCAGCAGUGACGAGUAUUUGCGUAAGAGAGCGUCUAGCGCGGAUUCCCGACAACAGCAACAGCAGCAGCAACAUCAACAGCAGCCACGGGAGUACAAAGAUUAUCGGCCAAAGUAUUACGAUUGGGCGCCCACCGAUUCGUCGUCGCAUCUGGAAUACAAGCAGACCACGGUACAUCCUAAAGUGGUAUGUGACAUUCCCAAGAGUUCGCCCGUCUUUGUAGAUGCGCACGUCACUAAAACGGCGAAUCUCAGCUCCACGCCCAGAUCCGACAAUUACAGGAAAGACUUUGCUCAUGGGGCCGUGGCGGCGAGAUCUUCCUUAGCGAGCAGCGACAGUGAGCUAUCGCAACCGAAUACGAGACCACAUUCCAGGCAAGCCGUCGGCAAGAGUAAGCCCCUACGGUCUAGGUCGGCUAGCCCAACGCGCAGCGAAGAAGCCGCCAGCACGGAGGAGGAGACCCCGGUGGAACCGAUCAAGCGGGAACGAAGUCCCGUGAACGGCUUCGUAUUAAACGGAGUGCAGCCUUUCGUGAGGGAGAAGAGCUAUCGACCGAUUUCUUUCAAUCCUCAACCGCCUCCGCCUAUUCCGAGUUAGAAGUCGUACACUGCGGAUCGUAAACAGUACUGUAGAUGUUAAUGAAAUCGCGCAAUGAGAAUCCAAUGUAUGUUACUCGUAUAUUUCCUGACGUGCGAGAAAUGUCGAAUCUGAAAGUUCGUUUUCCGAGUUUUCCUUCGAUCUAUCUAUAUCGAACAAAAACGAAGAUUGUUUGCGCAAGUUCGACGAUUUCGCGUACGCCAGCUCGUUAAAUGUUAAGGAUUUUUAUGAAACUUUAUAAACGGAGAUUUUAUAUCGGUUUACAAAGAGGUAAUUUAAAAAAAAAAAUACGAUUUAGAGAAUGUUCUCCGUGAAUACUUCAGAGACUAUUCUCUCUCUGCAUGCGUACAUGACGAUCGCAACGAGAUAAUCAUUGUUCGCGCGUUUUUUGUGUACGUGAAACUAAUGUCAAAUAAUACCUUUUUAUGAUGUGUAACAAGUAACACGAUCUAACUCCUAACCAAAUGUGUUCCGUACGAGACUCUCGGUACGUCCAACUACUAUUUAUGUUUUUCGUCAUAGGUACUAUUAACAAGACAGAAGCGAAAUCAAAGAUCGCAAGCUUAUCGCGUGCGCGCGGCGGCGCGUCGUUUUAUAGUCAGUUGUAAAAGCGCGUCGUCUGCCAAGCGAGGAGAAAUACCAAUAAUACCGGGUGUAUACAUUUACUCAAACAGGUUUAGGGCAGUAUCUUGUAAUUAUGUACAGAUAACAACCGCAGGCGACUGCAAAUAUUUGCUCACGUAAUGUAAUCAAACAAAAGAUAAUGUUGUUAUUGA